AUGGACAGCGAGGGCGUCACUGCCGCUAUAGAGUCCCUUGAUUAUAACAUCGGCGAGCUUCGAGAGGUUCUGGCUCCCAUACUCGACAGCCCGCUCUCUGAGACCGCAGGAAGGCUUCCUAUCCUAGACAAGGCGCAAUUAUUUGUUCUGUGGGCUUACGCCCUUGAAUCCAUAACAUUCUCCUAUUUACGAUUGAAUGGAAUCGAUGCAAAGGAGCAUCCUAUUUUUACUGAAUUGACAAGAGUCAAGCAAUAUUUUGGCAAGAUUCAAGGCGCUGUGUCAAGCACAAGCACGUCUAAGCCUAACAUGCAGCUCGACAAGGCUGCCGCUGACCGAAUUAUUAAGCAUGCUUUGGGUGGAACAACCGGACCAUUCCAGGCUAGCGAAGAGGCUCAGACGAAGACGGAAGCAAAGUCAUCCAUGAAAAGAGAUCGUUUCGAUAGCUUUGCCUCGAACGGUCAAGAGAGGCAGGGAAGCGUGAGUGGCAAUGGCCUCAAGGGCAACAGAAAGGAGUCAAAGAAAGGGAAGCGCCGGUGA
This is a messenger RNA of Bacidia gigantensis, 537 nucleotides long. RefSeq lists its product as uncharacterized. Gene Ontology annotation, cellular component: exosome (RNase complex); nucleolus. Gene Ontology annotation, biological process: regulation of gene expression; maturation of 5.8S rRNA. Bases 1 to 537 code for a protein of 178 amino acids. The transcript has 3 exons. The record is from RefSeq and is a predicted model, not a curated record. Gene Ontology annotation, molecular function: RNA binding; DNA binding. Lineage: Eukaryota; Fungi; Ascomycota; Lecanoromycetes; Lecanorales; Ramalinaceae.